AUGAAAUCAUAUGACUUACGAAUAAAUCGACCUAAAACAGGUGAUGGAUUCUUCAAACGAUUACAUCUCGGACAAUAUACACACGACAUAUUGAUCACAGUCAAAACGAGAGGUCCAUCAAAAACUCGUUGGCUUCGUGGAAUAGCUGCUCAUAUUCAACAAGUCAUUUUCAAAGCAACAUCUGAUCGAGCUAAACGUGAAAAACGCGUUGGAAAAAUAUCGUUAUCGAAUACUGCAGUUGUACAAGCAUUAGAAAAUAUAGGUAUACAAAAGCGAUGGGUCGUCUGUCCUGACUUAAUUGAAUUACUUCAUUUAAACACGAGCUUCAUCGUUGGCGAUUACAUCAAGAAGGCCCAUCGACUCGAAUUCAAAUUAGUACACAAAGUCUGCCAUUAUUUCGACACUGAAAAUCAAUCACAACGAACGUCUGCGGCACAUUUCUUGUUUUUUCGACUACUAAAAGAAACUACUCAUACAUGUUAUCUUAACUGA
Messenger RNA from Rotaria socialis, 492 nucleotides. NCBI's taxonomy places the organism in Eukaryota, Metazoa, Rotifera, Eurotatoria, Philodinida, Philodinidae. The record is from the annotation of a GenBank genome assembly.